Molecule: messenger RNA, 2905 nt
Organism: Cicer arietinum (chickpea)
Lineage: Eukaryota; Viridiplantae; Streptophyta; Magnoliopsida; Fabales; Fabaceae
Product: subtilisin-like protease SBT1.8
Biological process (GO): proteolysis
Molecular function (GO): serine-type endopeptidase activity
Source: RefSeq, a predicted model, not a curated record
AAUUAUUGUUGUUUAUAAAAUGCCAAGAUAACAGAGUGAAAGUGAAUAAUAUCUAUGUCUUCAUUGGCUUGUAAAAUUCUAUUCCUUUUUUCUUGUUCUAGUCCUGAUUUAUUUCAAUUUUCAUAAUAACAUUAACAUUAUAUUACAGAGCUGAUUGCAUUAAUUCUGAUGUUGUUAUUGCGUGGUUAAAGAAAAACAAAUUAAACUAUGGCCUCAACUUUGUAUCUUCUUCUCCUCAAUUUGAUAAUGCUAUUAUUUUCAGUAACAGUAAUGAUGGCCUUAGCGACGAAAAAGAGUUACAUAGUUCACACGAAACACAAGUACAAUGCAUCCAUGUACUCUUCCCUUCUCCAAUCUUCUUCUAAUUCGCUUCUUUAUGCCUACACUACGGCUUACAAUGGUUUUGCUGCUUCACUUAACAAAGAACAAGCGCAAACAUUACGCAGUUCCGAUUCAAUUCUGGGGGUGUACGAAGAUACCGUGUACUCGCUGCACACAACCCGUACCCCGGAGUUUUUGGGACUUGUUCAAACCCAUUCUCAGUUUUGGGAAGAUCUCCAACAAGCUUCAUACGACGUCGUUAUUGCAGUUCUUGACACUGGCGUAUGGCCAGAAUCACAGAGUUUUCACGAUUCUCAAAUGCCCCAGGUUCCAACUCGAUGGCGUGGUUACUGUGAAUCAGCACCAGAUUUCGACCCUUCACUUUGCAACAAAAAGCUUAUCGGUGCUCGUAGCUUCUCCAAAGGCUAUUUAAUGGCUUCCACCGGCGGUAGAAAGAAACUCAUGGACACUGUUUCGCCUCGCGAUAGAGAUGGACACGGUACUCAUACUGCCACCACCGCCGCUGGCUCCGCCGUUGAUAACGCCACUCUUCUAGGUUACGCUACCGGAACCGCGCGUGGUAUGGCUCCUCAGGCGCGCAUCGCCGCUUACAAGGUCUGUUGGACUGACGGCUGUUUUGCUUCCGACAUACUUGCCGGAAUAGAUCAAGCGAUCCAAGACGGCGUUGAUGUGUUAUCGCUCUCCCUUGGUGGUUCAUCUUCCACUCCUUAUUACUACGACACCAUUGCAAUCGGAGCGUUCGCGGCGGUGGAGAGAGGAAUAUUCGUUUCUUGCUCCGCGGGGAAUACCGGACCUCGCAGCGGUUCGUUGUCGAAUGUGGCUCCGUGGAUCAUGACUGUUGGAGCUGGGACGCUAGAUCGGAAUUUUCCGGCUUAUGCAAAACUCGGAAACGGGAAAAGUUUAUCCGGCGUUUCGCUUUACAGUGGAGAAGGAAUGGGAAACGAACCGGUUGGUUUGGUUUAUUUUAACGAACAGUUCAAUUCUUCAAGCAGUAUAUGUAUGCCCGGUUCACUUGACCCGGAAAUCGUGCGCGGGAAAGUGGUAGUUUGUGACAGGGGUGUAAACUCACGUGUAGAGAAAGGGUCAGUGGUGAACGACGCCGGAGGAGUUGGGAUGAUACUUGCGAACACGGCGUCGAGCGGUGAGGGAGUGGUGGCAGAUAGUCACGUGAUACCUGCCGUUGCUGUGGGAAAAAAUACGGGCGAUGAGAUUAAAGAAUAUGCAUCGUUGGAUCCUAAUCCAACGGCUGUCCUUAGUUUCGGUGGAACUGUGUUGAACGUGAAACCUUCCCCCGUGGUUGCUGGUUUCAGCUCUCGUGGGCCCAAUGGUGUGACGCCUCAAAUUCUUAAACCGGAUGUUAUUGGGCCUGGAGUAAACAUUUUAGCCGCAUGGACCGGCGCGGUUGGCCCAUCUGGUUCACAAGACACUCGCAAAACACAAUUCAAUAUCAUGUCAGGUACGUCGAUGUCAUGUCCACAUAUAAGUGGAUUGGCUGCAUUAUUGAAAUCGGUUCAUCCAGAUUGGAGUCCAAGUGCAAUCAAAUCAGCUCUCAUGACAACAGCCUAUACACGUGACAAUACCGAGUCACCCCUAAGGGAUGCAACGGGAGAGGCCUUAUCUAUUCCAUGGGCUUAUGGGUCAGGUCACGUAAGCCCACAAAAAGCUCUAUCUCCUGGCCUUCUUUACGAUACUGAUACUCAAGAUUACAUUGCAUUUUUGUGCUCUUUGAAUUACACACUUGACCAUGUGCAACUCAUUGUUAAGCGUCAUGAUGUUAAUUGUUCUAAGUACUAUUUUGCUGACCCUGGUGAUCUCAAUUACCCAUCAUUUUCGGUUGUAUUUGGAAACAAUAGUGUUGUUCAAUACACACGUAGACUCACUAAUGUUGGGGAGGCAAAAUCCGUUUAUGAUGUGGUUGUUAGUGGGCCAUCUACGGUGGGGAUAACGGUCAAGCCUACCAGGCUUGUGUUUGAACAAGUUGGGGAAAGGCAAACAUACACGGUGACCUUUAUCUCCAACAAAGAUACCGUUGAUGAUUCGGUUACGUAUGAAUUUGGAAGUAUUACGUGGAGCAACAAACGACACCAAGUUAGGAGCCCAGUUGCUUUUACAUGGACCAAUUUAUGAUGUUUUGGUUCCCAACUGUAUCAUUUUAGCCCAAUUGCAAUAGCAUAGGUCUAUUGCAGUUUAUUGACAAAAACAAAAAGACAGAAACAAAUCAACUUCUUUUGAGCUUGGGGCAUAUUGCUGUUGCCGUCAGUAACAUAGCAUUCUGAUAACAUUAAUUUAGUGUAAAGCUUUUUUUGUUGUUGAAAGAAUAAUAGUGUAAGGCUUUGACAUAACGUAAUGCUAAUUGCUAUACACCAAGUAUGUUUAGCCAAUGUUACAAGCUUAAACCUAGUCUGUAUUUGGUGUCAGCAUAGAGUUGUUAGAAUCCCACAUGGCCUACUUUUUUCUCAUGUGGCAAUGACCUUUCACCGUUAUAAUUUAACGAUGGACAAGUCCAGCGCAAAAACAAACAUAGGAUUACAUGUUUGGUUCGAUGUCAAUGCCAACUUUUUCA